AUGGGGUAUUACUGCUAUGGAUGGGAUUUUGGCUCAAUAGGUGGAGUCAUCUCUUUGCCGUCUUUCCAAGAGUAUUUUGGUCUAGACAAACAGUCUGACGGUGUGCGAGCAAACCUGAGUGGGAAUAUUGUCUCCGUUUUCGUUGCAGGGAGUUUUUUCGGUGCGUUGACUGCCAGCUACUUCUCAAGUCGUUUUGGUCGAAAACCGUAUCUUCUUGCAUCCGCAAUCAUUCAUAUGCUUGGCUGUCUGGUCCAGGCAAUCGUUGGCAUCGGCAGUAGCGAAGUGGCUGGUCUCAAAGUUCUUUACUUUGGACGAUUUUUGGCCGGAAUAGGCAUCGGAAUUGUCACUGCUUUGGUCCCUCCGUAUGUAUCAGAAGGUGUACCUAGAGCGAUACGUGGGCGAUGCACAGCAUAUCUCGAAUUAGCGUUUAGUAUCGGCAGCAUGCUGAGUUACUGGGUCAAUUACAGUGCUUCCAAAAACAUACCUCCGGGGCAGAUGCAAUGGAGACUACCCAUUAUCAUGCAAAUGGCCCCUAAUGCUUUCUUCCUGAUUCUAUUGAUAUUUCAGCCAGAAUCUCCUCGAUUUCUGGUAGAAUGUGGGCGAUAUGAUGAAGCUGCGAAAGUUCUCGCGUACAUCUCCCGGAAACCAGUCGACGACGGGUCGGUCAUCGCGACGCUUAAUGAGAUCAAAGCCGACUUUGAAGGAAAACAAAGGCUCCCACUAUUGGAUCAAUUUCGAAAAAUGGGAGAGUCACAGAUCACAGCACUUCUUUGCUUCAUUCCAUCUCUCUUGAUGACCUUCCAGCAAUGGACAGGUACGAACGCCAUCAACUACUACAGUCCACAGAUCUUUGCCACGCUCGGUAUAUCUGGAACAACAUCAGGGCUAUUUGCCACCGGCGUAUACGGUAUCGUCAAAGUCGUUUCCAUAAGCCUCGUCCUUUUAUUUGCAGUGGAACGAAUGGGUCGUAAACGAUGCUUGAUAUACGGCGGUCUAGGCCAAGGCUUGGUCAUGCUUUGGAUAGCUGGGUACAGUGGGGUCCACCCGCAGAAAACUAUCGUCCCUGCCAGUUACGUCUCCAUCGUUGCCGUGUACCUCUUCGCAGUAUCCUUCUCCAUUGGCUGGGGUCCCGUUCCUUUAGUGGUCGCAUCCGAGGUAGCGCCCAACCACCUUCGCGCUGCUGUUAUGUCUCUCGCAGCUGCGUGCACCUCGCUUUUCACCUUCGUCGUUGCUCAACUAACACCCAUUCUGCUUUCGCACAUCACAUAUGGUACAUUCCUGCUCUACGGAAUUUGUUCGCUUGUUGCGGCGUUUUGGGCAUAUGUUUUCCUUCCUGAGACUACUGGUUAUGCGCUUGAAGAUGUGAAAUAUUUAUUUCAUCAGGAUAUCAUGGUGCGCUCGUUAUAUGACGCGCCAGCCGGUCAUAUCUUCUUGAGAGGAAAACAUCCCAUCUCAGUGCCCGAGUUGAAAAAUCUAACGCGUUAUAGAUUAAAUGCCCCGUCUGGCACUGUCGUUGGAGGCCAGGAUAGUGAAGAAAAGUACAUCGAAGAGGUGAUGACGAUACCUUACCAUACCAGUCGGAAAACGGAUAUCAUUUAG
Molecule: messenger RNA, 1599 nt
Organism: Serpula lacrymans var. lacrymans S7.9
Lineage: Eukaryota; Fungi; Basidiomycota; Agaricomycetes; Boletales; Serpulaceae
Exons: 3
Coding region: 1-1599 (532 amino acids)
Biological process (GO): transmembrane transport; carbohydrate transport
Cellular component (GO): membrane
Molecular function (GO): carbohydrate:proton symporter activity
Source: RefSeq, a predicted model, not a curated record